Messenger RNA from Lathyrus sativus (Indian pea), 414 nucleotides. Lineage: Eukaryota; Viridiplantae; Streptophyta; Magnoliopsida; Fabales; Fabaceae. The record is from the annotation of a GenBank genome assembly.
AUGGGUAACAAAAACUCAUCAAACUCAAAAGUCCAUGGGAAGACAACAAAGGUUUCUUCCAUUGAUCAUGUUCCGAAACAAAACAUGAUGCGUUUUCCAACAGAACAAGGUCAUAGAAUCAAAGGUGCAACAACCGAUGAUGAGUAUAUAGCGAAACACAUGAUAGAGACACCACUUGAUAGUGAUGAAACAUUCAACAAUUUUAUUCGACGUGCUAAGUAUAAAAUCAGAACUGUUACAAUGUCCAAGUCCAAUAUUGAUAGGGACCAGAGUAGCAAACCUUCACCAGCAGCACCAGAUCACGAGGAAAAUAAUCAUCAAAGGAAGCAGUUUGAUGAUUUUAUUCAGAUUGCUAAGAAGAAAAUGAGAGCUACAUCAAGCAUUCGAAAUAGUAGUUUUUUAAACAAGCCAUGA